Blepharisma stoltei is the source of this 1110-nucleotide messenger RNA. NCBI's taxonomy places the organism in Eukaryota, Ciliophora, Heterotrichea, Heterotrichida, Blepharismidae. The record is from the annotation of a GenBank genome assembly.
AUGGUAAGAAAUUCUUAUGAACUUUUAGGCAGCCGAGCUCCACAGCCAUGCAAUCUUGGAGAUGCACAUGGAGUUGCAAUGGCAUUUCUUGAGCCUGGCACGACAGUAACCCCUUUACCUUUCCGCCAUCCUGAACUUCUUGAUAACGAAGUAAGAGUAAACGUUACCCACGCAGGAUGCUGCCACACUGAUGUCUUUUACGCAACCCAAGCAUGGUCAAAAAAUGGUUCCUUUCCCCUUGUUCCAGGCCACGAGUUCAUUGGCAUUGUAGAAAAAGUUGGAGAAAAAGUUACACAUUUACAGCCUGGUGAUAAAAUAGGAUUUGGCACAAGAAGAGAUUGCUGCGAAACUUGCGAAGAAUGCAAAACAGGCCUUGAAAACCAUUGCCUAAAACGGAAGCAUACCUAUGAUCCAGAAUUUGGUGGAUAUGCCACAUCUUUUCAAGCUAAAAGUAAAUUCUGCCAUAAGCUUGAUGAUGAUUUUCCAGGAGAGGCUGCUCCUUUGUUUUGUGCAGGAAUUACGGUAUUCCCUCCUCUUAUUAAUGACGUUAGACCAGGAAUGAAGGUUGGAGUCGUUGGGAUAGGAGGCCUAGGUCAUUUAGCUUUAAAAUUCGCAAAAGCGAUGGGAGCUGAAGUUACUGCUAUUUCAAGCAGCCAAAGCAAAGAAGCAGAUGCGAGAAAUCUAGGAGCUCAUCAUUUUCUUAACUUAAGAGAUGAAAAUCAAGUAAAAAGUGCUUCAAGAAGCUUGAAUUAUAUAAUCAAUACUGCAACUAGCUUUAGCAUUGAACAAUGCUGCGGAUUAUUAAAACCAAAAGGAAUCCUUAACUUGUGUGGAGCACCAGAGGCAGGCACAGAUUUGCAUUUUAAUUUAUUUCAGCUUUUAACAAAUGAUUUGAGAGUGCAGUCAAAUCUUACAGGGUCUGAAAGAGAAGUAGAUAGGAUGCUGAAUUUUGUUAGACUCCAUAGCAUAUACCCAGUAGUUGAGGUUUACAACUUUGCUGAUACACAGAGCGCAAUUAAUUCUUUAGCUCAUGGAAAUCCUCAUUAUCCAAACUACAGAGCUGUUCUAGAAAUGGGAAGCUUUAUGAAGACUUUCUCGCCUGCUAAUUAA